GAUGGGCAGCUUGUAUAAGGAUGAGCAGGACAACUGGAUCACAGUGUGUCUCAAGUACCUCCUCUUCGUUUUUAACUUCCUGUUCUGGAUGGGUGGUGGGGUGGUGAUGGGUGUCGGGAUCUGGACGCUGGUUGAUAAAGGAGAGUACCUGAGCCUGCUGGCCUCCAGUACAUUCGCCGUGUCCGCCUACAUCCUGAUCCUGGCAGGAGGGCUGGUGAUGGUCACGGGGUUCUUGGGCUGCUGCGCUGUCAUACGUGAGCAGAGGAGCUGUCUGUCCACGUACUUCUCCUGUCUUCUUCUGAUCUUUCUAAUUGAGCUGGUGGCUGGUGUUCUGGCCUACGUUUAUUAUCAGUCGCUGAGUGAAGAGCUGAAGCAGCACUUGAGCAAGACAAUGACAGAGAACUAUGCCAAACCUGGAAAAGAGAGCAUCACACAUUCUGUGGACAGACUACAGCAGGAUUUCAAGUGCUGCGGGAGCAACAACUCCUUUGACUGGACACACAGCGUGUACAUCAUGUCCCUGGAAGCGGAGAAAAGAUUGGUCCCUGACAGCUGCUGUAAGACCAUCACCCAUCAGUGUGGAAAGAGAGACCACCCCUCAAACAUCUACAAGGUGGAGGGCGGCUGUAUCACUAAACUAGAGCAGUUUCUGGCAGAUCACUUGCUCAUUAUUGGUGCUGUGGGAAUAGGCGUGGCCUGUCUACAGGCCUCUCUCUUCCUGCCUAUUGUAUCGCUAUCUCUGGACCUAGACCGCUGGAAAGAAGAGCUUUCAAAGGUGUCAACAUAUCUGCUCAGAAAAAAAGACUGUUUGUCCCUGGCUUUUUGUGAAGGUCUGCUGAUUGCGUAUAAGUCUCAUCUCUCGGUUUGUUGUUGUUGUGCAGUUAAUCCCACUUUCAUUUGGUUUUAUUGUCCUCUGGAGUAGCAUUUGAAGUGCUGGCAGACAGCAGUAUUACUGCUUCUCACUCAGUGCUUUAUGACAUGGAAGACAAUUCCGUGAAAAGAACAUGCUUUUUAAAUGUGAAAAUGAAAAAUUGACACAAAGGAAGGUAUUCUGUAAAUUUUCUAAGAUGCUAUUUUCCUUGCACGGAAAUGAAUGAGGUUUUGAAAUGAAUGAAGUUCCAAAAAUGACAAAAAAAAGAGGCAUAAAGCACUAGAAAAUUGUCUUUUGGUGCACUAUAUUCUACAUUUGCUAAUGAGAGAUGACAUAUUUGUGUUUAAAUAAUUCUUUACGACAAAUUUACGCAAAGUUUGGGGUCAGGAAGCUAUUUGAAAAUUAUUUUAAAUUAACAUUAUAUUUUAGAAUAUUACUGUUUUACUGUGUUUUGACCAAAUAAAUGCAGUCUUGGUGAGUAUAAGGUGAGUAUAAUUUAUGUUAUUAAACACUCGAAAUGGGAUUUCCAAGAUAUAUUUGCACCAGGUUUGGUCCAGCUGACAUCAGAUAUCACUGGUUCUUGUAAUUUCCUGAUUGCAAAACUGUUCAUUUUUAUUAGCCCUCAGGCGCAAAUAAGAGUAUUCCUUUCCGUUUUCAUUGUAUUGAAAAGAGCAGCUUUGACAUUCUGUAAAAUAUCUUCAAAAGGAGGAAUAACAUAAGGGUUAAGAAUGUUGUUUGAGUUUGCAAAUUAGAAAAGAUGAAAAAUCUAUACUAAAUCUACACUUUGUAUACAAAUAUAUAUUAUAAUAUAUUUAGGUUUUGUUCACAUUCUGAUUUAAGCUAAAUAAUGCCGCUCAGUUAUAACAUAAAGCAAGCUUUAUGAACUAAGAUCGGAAUGUACCCCAUUUUUAGUCCAUAAACGACUGUGACACAUAUUUUACAGUUCCCAUUCUGAGGUUCAUUUGAAACCUCUAAAAACACUCAUAAACUAGAGAUCCUUAUUGGUAUGUGCCAUGAAUACUCAUUUGUCCAAUAGAUAACUACAGAUUAACCAAUUUAUAGUUUAUGGUUUUCCCAUAAUUGUAAAACAUUAUUAAGGCAGGCAAAUACUUGAGUUGAGCUGCACUUCCAGCUCUGGUUUAUUUGUGUGUUUGUGGGUAGGUUGAGGCUCCUUCAUUCUUGUAGAAAUGAUCGCCCACCAAGAGCCCUCCUAGGACCUAGCUUCCGAUUUGUCUUUAGCAUUUUCCAGAGGGAGAGGGGAAAAAUAUAGCAUGGCUGCAUACUGAAACACUCUGUAUUUUUAGAUUAUGUUUUGUAACAUGUAGACUAAGUUUGUAAAGGUUUGGGAAGAUUCUUAUAUUUUUAUCUCCUAUUUAUUUUUAAGUUGUUUUUCCCAGGAUUACAGCUUGAAGAAUAUCUCAGGAUUUUUUUUUUUUAUGCUAUCACAAAAAUAUGUACCUCUCUCAUAAGAAAUUACCAAUGUGAAUCUCAAAAUUGUUGCUAUGAAUUAUUCUACCAUCAUGGCAAUAUUUAAAAGUGACUUGCCAUUCUGAAAUAUAGAAAUGUGUAAAUUAAUGUUAAUGCUCUUUUCAUUAUGUUAGUUAUCACUGAUCUGACUCUCCCUGAACGUUAUAGCCUUAUACAAACACGUGCACACACACACACACACUACCGGCUGCCUUACACCUUGGUUUCCAUAGUAGCUCAACACCGCUUCCCUCUUCCUACGAGCCUUUUAUGAAGAGUGUUUCAACAUUUGCCACAAGCCUUUUAAAAUAUCAGUGCUUUUAAAGGAAUGGCUAACCCAAAAUGAAAAAAAUUACACACCCUCAGGUCAUUCAAGAAGUAUAAGAGUUUGUAUCUUCAUCAGAACAGAUUUGUAGAAAUUUUGCUCACCAGUGGAUCCAAUGCAGUGAAUGGGUGCCACCAAAAUGGGAGUGCAAACAGCUGAAUAAAGCAUCACAAUAAUCCUCAAGUAUUCCACACGACUCAGGUCCAUCAAUUAACAUCUUGUGAAUUGAAAAGCUGUGUGUUUGUAAUAAACAAAUACAAAUAAAAAUAAAAUUUGAGUCCUCUAUCUAAUAUUGUUUUGCCAGUGAAAAAUCAUAUUUUCUGAAUUAUGAGAGAAAUAUGCACAGAUCAAGCAGAAAAAUAUUCCAAAACAUUAAUUGGUUUACUGGAGAUGUGGAUUAUUGUGAUUUUUUUUUUUUU
Carassius auratus (goldfish) is the source of this 3082-nucleotide messenger RNA. RefSeq names its product tetraspanin-11-like. The transcript has 7 exons. The coding region runs from base 2 to 922 and encodes 306 amino acids. Lineage: Eukaryota; Metazoa; Chordata; Actinopteri; Cypriniformes; Cyprinidae. The record is from RefSeq and is a predicted model, not a curated record. Gene Ontology annotation, cellular component: plasma membrane.